AGCAUAGUUACAAAGUAUAACGAGGACAGAAGAGUCAAGGGUUAAGAAAACAUAUCUGCUGAAACUUCUCAAGGACUAUUUAAAUCUGCCGAUAGACGGGUGCUGAAACAUAUUAUAACGGUAAAGAAAUAUUAAUCUGCAUGGACUUUGAAUCUUUCUUUUCCACCAGUUUUUUUACCUUUCUUUUCUUGCUUCUGACUCUGAAAAUUGUUAAGAAUACAAAAGCCAAAAACAAAAGAGCUGCAAAACUACCUCCAGGGCCAUGGAAGCUGCCUUUGAUAGGCAACAUACACCAGUUGAUCUGCUCACUACCCCACCGCUCUCUGAGAAACUUGGCCAAGAAAUAUGGACCCUUGAUGCACGUGCAGCUCGGCCAAGUCUCAACCGUUGUUAUUUCUUCUCCAGAAAUCGCAGAAGAGGUCUUGAAAAACCAUGACAUCGUAUUUUCCAAUAGACCCCGUCUUGUUGCUUCUGACAUACUGGCGUACAAUUCUACAGACAUAAUAUUUUCCCCAUACGGUGACUAUUGGAAAAAACUGCGAAGAAUCUGCAACAUUGAACUUUUGUGCCCGAAACGUGUCCAAUCUUUUAGGUUGAUCAGGGAAGAAGAGGUGGCGCGUCUAAUCAAAACUAUCUCUUUGAGCGAAGGUUUGCCUAUCAACCUCAGUGAAAAGGUUUUUUCGUUGACAUACGGCAUAACAUCGCGAGCAGCCUUUGGUGGUAAAUGGAAGGACCAAGAGGCACUUGUUUCCAUCGUCAAGAAAGGAGUGGCGCUAGCAUCAGGCUUCUGUCUUGCCGAUAUGUACCCUUCAUGUAAAGUGCUUGAGCUGGCGAGUGGAUUGAGGUUUACGCUUGAGAAGCUGCAUAAAGAGAGUGAUAGGAUUCUUGGAGACAUCCUCAAUGACCACAAACAAAAGAGACUAAAGAGGACUGGAGCAACGAGUCCAGAGCAAGAAGAUCUUGUUGAUGUUCUCUUAAACUUUCAGCGAGAUGGUGAUCUUCCCUUGACUGACAAUAACAUCAAAGCAGUUAUCUUGGACAUCUUUGGUGCUGGGAGUGAAACAUCCUCGACAACUGUGGAGUGGGCAAUGUCUGAACUACUGAAAAAUCCACGGUUGAUGAAAAAGGCACAAACCGAGGUCAGGCAGGUCUUUGAUGCGAAAGGAUACGUGGACGAAACAGAACUUCAUGAGCUAAAGUUUAUUGAAUCAGUAGUGAAAGAAACACUCAGGCUACACCCUUCUGCACCUCUGUUAGUUCCAAGAGAAUCUUCUGAGGACUGCGUGAUCAAGGGGUAUGAAAUACCUGCCAAUACCAAAGUCAUUGUUAACGGGUGGGCAAUAGGCAGAGAUCCAAAGUAUUGGAGUGAGCCUGAAAUAUUUGACCCAGAAAGGUUUCUUGAUAGUCGAAUUGAUUAUAAGGGAAAGGAUUUUGAAUACAUCCCGUUUGGUGCAGGAAGGAGAAUAUGUCCGGGCAUCUCAUUUGCAAUACCUAAUAUUAUAUCGCCGUUGGCACAACUGUUGUAUUAUUUCGAUUGGAAGCUCCCUGGAGGAAUGAAUUAUGAAGAUUUAGACAUGACUGAGGCCUUUGCCGUGACUGUGAGAAGGAAAUAUGAUCUUGUCCUCAUUCCCAUCAGCUAUCAUCCUUUAUCUAUCAAAUAAGAGCAUCACAAUCUAUUAAAAUUAAUAUGGUUUUCUUGUAUACCAAAUAUUUGCAGACUCUGUAGUUCGCACUGCUUAUUUUCUAAGUACAAUUUAGAAAUUGUGUAGAAGCCAUACAAGAUUAUUCAGUAAUAAAUAAAAAGGCAUUAAGUUGCUUGC
Molecule: messenger RNA, 1820 nt
Organism: Carica papaya (papaya)
Lineage: Eukaryota; Viridiplantae; Streptophyta; Magnoliopsida; Brassicales; Caricaceae
Source: RefSeq, a predicted model, not a curated record